CUGGGCUGUCAGGCCUCCAAUUACGUCUGGUUGAAAAUGGACCUCAAAACUGAGACCAAGAAGAUGACCUCUUACCUCCCAGACAACCACUCUUCUGAGACCCAGAAACUGACCCCACCCAGAGGAUCAGGCUGCAGCUGGCUGGUGGUGCUCGCCGCGGCAUCGGCCUCUCUGAGUGGCCUGAUGCUGGGCUAUGAAAUGGGCCUGACCUCCGGCGUGCUGCUGCAGCUGCGGGGCGUGCUCACCCUCUCCUGCCGGGAACAGGAGCUGCUGGUCAGCUCCCACCUGCUGGGCGCGCUCCUGGUCUGCCUGGCCGGCGGUCCCGUCCUUGACCGCUACGGCCGGCGCUGCUCUCUGCUGUUGAGCGCGGGGCUGGUGGUGGGCGGGACCCUCGUGCUCAUCGCCGUCGCCUCGCUGGCUGCCCUCACGAUGGGCCGCCUGGUGGUCGGCAUGGGGACGGCCCUGUCGGGGACGGCGGCUUGCCUGUACAUCGCGGAGAUCUCGCCGCGGGAGAGGCGGGGCCUGCUGGUGACGCUGUACGAGCUGAUGCUGGUGGUGGGGGUCAUGCUGGGGUUCGGCUGCAGCUACGCCUUCGCCACCGUGCCUCGCGGCUGGGCGUACACCUUCGGCCUCGUGAUCCCCCCGGCGCUGCUGCAGAUCGGCGCUCUCCUCUUCCUCCCGCCCAGCCCGCGCUUCCUGGUCGCCCGGGGCAAAGUGGAGCGGGCCAGGGCGGUGCUGGCCCGCAUGCGGGGGGGCGUGGCGGAGAGCGUGGCGCAGGAGCUGCGGGACAUCCAGGCCGGCCUGAAGGAGGAGUCGGAGCACAGCUUCUGGGAGCUCUUCAGCGCCAAGGCCAACCUGCGCCGGCGGCUGCUGACCGGCGUGGCGCUGGUCUUCCUGCAGCAGGCCACGGGCCAGCCCAACAUCCUGUCCUACGCCUCGCCCCUGCUGCGCAGCGUGGGCUUCCGCAGCGACGCCGCCGCCACCCUGGCCUCCACGGGUUUCGGAGUGGUCAAAGUGGUGGGCACCAUCCCCGCCGUGUUGCUGGUCGACCGCGUGGGGCCCAAGAGCUUUUUGUGCGUGGGCGCCGUGGCGAUGGGGAUGUCGCUGGCGGCCCUGGGCACGCUGACCCUCCAGAGCCACACUCAGCUCACCAGCCUGUGCAAGAGCCGGACCGCCCCGAACCACACGCACGUGCCGUGGGACUCGAACCGGACCUCCGUGGACUUAGACACCGCCGACGUGUUCCCCACUCAGCCCCCCGGCCAAUGGGACACCGAGGAGCCACACAGAGCCCCAACAGAAGGUGACAGGCCGGAGAGACCGGGACGGGGGGGCGCUCAUACGGAAGUGUCCUCCUCGCUGAAGUGGGCGUCGUUGAUCAGUCUGCUGGUGUUUGUGGCAGCCUUCUCCAUUAGCCUCGGGCCAAUGGUCUACGUGGUUCUCAGCGAGAUCUUUCCAAUGGGAGUAAGAGGCAAGGCCGUGUCCGUGGUGUCGGCUGUCAACUGGGCCACAAACCUGCUCAUCUCCAUGACAUUCCUGACCAUCACAGAAAAGAUUGGUGUUCCCAAUGUAAUGUUCCUUUACUCCGCCAUGAGCUUUGUUCUGCUGGUGUUCGUCAUCCUCUGCAUCCCUGAGACCAAAGGCCGCACCCUGGAGGAGAUAUCGAAAGAGCUGGCUAAGAAGAAGAACUUUAAGGUGAAACUUUUCAGACCCGCUCAGCCUCAAGACAGCCUGAUCAGCAAGAGCACAGCCACAGAGAAGCCAGCCAGCAUCUGA
Menidia menidia (Atlantic silverside) is the source of this 1776-nucleotide messenger RNA. NCBI's taxonomy places the organism in Eukaryota, Metazoa, Chordata, Actinopteri, Atheriniformes, Atherinopsidae. The record is from the annotation of a GenBank genome assembly.